Salvia splendens (bonfire salvia) is the source of this 3394-nucleotide messenger RNA. RefSeq lists its product as uncharacterized. Gene Ontology annotation, molecular function: phosphatidylinositol binding. The record is from RefSeq and is a predicted model, not a curated record. Lineage: Eukaryota; Viridiplantae; Streptophyta; Magnoliopsida; Lamiales; Lamiaceae. The transcript is spliced from 16 exons.
GCUUCAAUUUUGUUUUCUUGUCAUCCAAAAUUCGAAGAAAAACUGGCAGAAUCGUUUGUGCAUUUCAGAAAGAUUACUUUUGGAUUCUGACGCUGUGUUUAGGUCAUUCAGUAGUUUCUCAGCCAUUAAAUUCACUUGUAGUUGAGAGAAGGGGAGAUUUUAGGGUUGCAAAUCAUGAGUAAAGCGAUGGAGAGUAUACAGCAUCUUAUUGAAGAAGCUAAGCUUCGAGCUGUGUGGUGGACUCUCUGCAUAUUCGCAGUGUCUUACUUCUUGACGCAUAGUAGUAAAUCAAUGCUAAUGAAUAUUCCCAUAGCCAUACUCUUGAUCUCUGGACUGAGAAUUCUGUUAAAUGAGGUGGAAUUCCAAUGGAAGGUUCGGAAUAACAGGACAGCUUCGUACUUAUCACACUUGGAAAACAAGCAGCUAUCAGUAAACGAUUCUCGGCUAACUACUCCGCCACCCCCCAAAAAGUGGAGAAAAAUAGAUUCGCCUCUUGUGGAAGCUGCUAUUGAAGAUUUCGUCAACAAACUUUUACAUGAUUUCGUCACGGAUUUUUGGUAUUCUGGAAUUACCCCUGACAGAGAGGCACCAGAACUAAUGCAUGCUAUAAUCAUGGAUUUUCUUGGAGAAGUAUCUGCUAGAAUCAAAGAAUCAAACCUUGUUGACCUGCUGACAAGGGAUGUAGUAAACCUGAUAGGCGAGCACCUUGAUCUCUUCAGAAGGAACCAGGACACUAUUGGUGCGGAUGUUAUGGUAACAUUGUCUUCUGAGGAAAGGGAUGAAAGAUUGAGACACCAUCUCCUGGCCUCUAAGGAGCUCCACCCUGCUUUGAUAUCACCAGAUAGUGAAUACAAGGUUCUUCAGCGGCUCAUGUCUGGAGUUUUGGCGGUUGUGCUGAGACCAAGGGAAGCUCAAUGCCCUCUAGUCCGCUGCAUUACUCGCGAACUCUUAACUUGUUUGGUGGUGCAACCCCUUAUGAAUUUCGCAAGUCCCUCGUAUAUUAAUGAGUUGAUUGAAUAUAUUGUCCUUGCAUACAACAACGAGGAGUCCAGGGAAUCCUCGAGUGAUAACCCUGAACACCAAGUUUCAAGUGAACUUGGUCAAAGCAAUGAAUCUAAUUUGAGAAAAAUACCAUCUUUGAACAAUCAAGAGACUAGUUUAUCGUUGGCUCGACUGGAUCAUGACAAGGUACCAUAUGAGACAGGUAGCUCAGGCGAUUCUUUAUCUAGCAUGACUGAGGGUGAACCAACUCAUAUUCGACAUGGUGAGUGGGCUAAACCAUUUGAAGAUGCAACUCAGAGAAGAACAGAUGUUCCUAUGCCUGAAACUCUUGAAAACGUGCUGACUAUUGGAAUUAACAACAAAAAUAAAAUCCAGAAAAAAGCUGCUCUAGGAGUUCAGGACUACUUAAGUGGACCAUAUGAGUUGGUGACUGAAGCACCAAGACAGAAUUACCACCCAGGGCCAAUGCAGGAAUCUUACUCCACUGGUUUGAAUAUUGAUGCUUCUGUGCAUGAAGUGGAUAACGCUGCUGUUAUUUCCCAUGAAAACGGAAAUGAGCUCAGUUCAGUCACCCCUGCCUUUACAGUUCAGUCAAACCUGGAAGACAUGUAUACAAGUGAAGGAAGCACACCUAUCAUUGAUGAGUUCUACAAUGCAGAUGGUAAAAAACUUAAUGUACAUAACCUGAUGAGCAAAAUGGACAUUGAAUUACGUUGUGAAGGACUGCAUGCUUCAAAGCUUAGAUGUCAGGUAAAUGGAGCGUACUUUCAGAAACUUGGUUCGAAAUCUUUUGCAGUUUACUUGAUCGCUGUUACAGAUGCUGACGGCACCACUUGGUUUGUGAAAAGGAGGUAUCGAAACUUUGUGAGAUUGCAUAGGCAUCUUAAGGAUAUUCCCAAUUAUACAUUACAUUUGCCUCCGAAAAGGAUGUUCUCUUCAAGUACAGAAGAUGUUGUUCACCAACGCUGCAUUCAGCUAGACAAGUAUCUUCAAGAUCUCUUAUCAAUUGCUAAUGUAGCAGAGCAACAUGAAGUGUGGGAUUUUCUUUGUGCUUCCUCUAAUAAUUACUCCUUUGAGGAAUCUUCAUCUGUGAUGAAGCCUCUGACAGUUAACAUGGAUGAUGCUGUGGAUGAUAUAUUAUGUCAAUCCAAAGGGGUUUCUGAUGGCCUUAGGUCGAAAGUUGCUGGCUCACCUUCAUCUUCAGUUGAGCAAGGUUUUUUUGUUACAAGCAAAAACUUGUCCCGGAAUGUGGACGAUAUAAAUAAAUUGGCCAUCAGCCGACAGUUUCUCAGACAACGACACAGGUGAUAAAGAUCUAACCUUUGGGAUCAGGAUGUAGAAGCUGCAAGCCAAUCUAGAGGGUGGAUUUCAGACCAUGAGUCAACCUCAAAGGGGUUACCACAGAAGGUUGUUAAACAUGAUACAGAUGACAUGAACUUCCACUCAGAUGAAAGACGAAGUUUGUGGUUGAAAUCCACAUCAAACUCUGACAGAUAUAUCGAGUCUAAUCUAGCCACAACAUACAUUCAUCAAGAUUCUCUUACUGGGGUGCCCCCAGAGUGGAUGUCACCAAAAUUAAGUGUUCCUGUUCUGGAUUUAGUUGAUAAUGUAUUUCAACUCAAACAAAGGGGCUGGCUGAGGAGACAGGUAUUGUGGAUAUCAAAACAAAUACUGCAGUUCGUCAUGGAAGAUGCCAUUGAUGACUGGCUCUUGAGGAAAAUCCGGAGGCUCUGUAGAGACGAUGUUGUUGCACAAGGGAUUCGAGCGGUCCAGGAUAUUCUCUGGCCUGAAGGCACAUUCUUCCGAAAAUUGGGUGCUCAAAGGAAUACUUUGAAAGAUACUCAAAAAUCUCCGCAAGCUACAAAACAACCAGGUGGUAUGAGCACUACACAAUCAAGGUCUUUUGAGCGACAGCUGGAAGCUGCUCGUAGAGCUAGCUAUGUGAAAAAGUUGUUAUUCGAUGGUGCUCCAACCACUUUAGUCAGUUUGAUUGGGCAAAAGCAGUACAGACAGUGCACUGGAGAUCUCUACUAUUUUCUUCAGUCCACAGUUUGUCUGAAGCAACUCAGUUAUGGAAUACUGGAACUUGUUCUGCUAUCAAUUUUCCCUGAGCUGCGGGAGCUUGUUUUGGAUAUCCACGAACAGUCACGAUAUCAACCAGUAUAGAAGAAAAUCUUGUUUAGUUCUAACUCACUAUCUGAAGAUGGACACUGACUUUGGAUCAGUUCCAAUUUUGUUGUACCAAAUGCAUAAAUAGGCUAUGUACAGUUGUCUAUUUUUGUUUAUAUUCUCUGUGAGGGAUGUUCGAAAAAGAGAAGGAAAAAGAUCAUAUUAUCCUCUGUACAAUUGUUUCUUCGACAUUCGAAGAGCUUUAGGUGUUUCAAAUAAAAAG